GUAAGACGUCUUGAUCCUCUGAGGCACCAUCUUUGAGUGCCGCCCAUUUCAUGAUGUCAUCCUAUAGCCGGUCUCAUCAGCAUGCCUGCUGUUCACUUGUAAACAACCAUGCAUUUUUUUAAAAUAUUUGACAAUACUAUCAAAUAUUUUGCUAUAUAUUUUUUUCUCGAAUAUUGAGCCUAUUGUGUUUCUGCCUUAAUGAGCCUGGGCGUUUACUGCAGAACUUUGGCAUAGACAGAAUGGGGAUGGCUAAUAGGUACAUGUUGCAGUAAUAUUCGGCCACCAAAUGCAGACGACAACACCAGAUUCAUGUUUCAGGAUAUAUAGAAACAAUGAGAAUGUUGUAUUAUAUUCUGAUCAGCACUGGUUGUUAUUAGCUUCUUCUUCGCUUUCAUGUGAACCUUUUUCCUGGAGACACAGCACCUUUCCGUCUUUGCUCGGUAAUUCCUGUUCAAGCCAGUUGUUCUAGUUUGUGGCUAGCUAUUUCUCACCCGGAAACCCGUUUGCUCCCUUUCCACAGCCGUUUUCUCAAUAUUUCCCAUCUGCUUGUGCCAUUCUGGAAUACGUUUAGGAUCCUCCUCAAAAAUAUGAAGCAGAUUCCUCACUGGAAUGUUCUUUGGUGUUUGCCAACAAACAAAGCUUUAACACUAAAUUGAAUUAGCCGUUUUUUUGGACAAUUGCUACAAUGGUUCACGACCCAAAUAUCAUUCUAAAUUAUUUGUGAUACUUCAGUGGAUGGGUUUGUUAACAAAGGAAAAUAAUUCUAUUUAUAAAAGAAAGUAUAGAUUUAAAUUUUGAUGGUAAACUACACAAUUAAAAAAAAAAAAAAAAAAAAAACGCUAAUUCCAUAAUAAAAAUAAAUAAAUAAAAUUAAUAAAUAAAUAAAUCACAGGUCAAAGAAGAGAGGACAGGAUAGAUUCAGAAUGAAACAAAAGAAAAUCUCCAGAGUUAAACCUAGCCUUUUUUUUUUUACAGUAAAUGAUCCAUCAGAUAGAUUUGAGAUCACCUUAAUUAGAUCUAAAAUACAGAUUGGCUACAAAAGCACACGCAGUUUCGUCCUGUAAAACACAACCCUACCCUAGACAGCACAAAAUAUUUAUAGCUGCCCAAAAUAGUAAAAAUAGUAAAUUAUUAACAAUAAAUUACAGGAGUUUGUAAUGUUUCCAGCAUUUAUUUUUUUUAUUUCUACUAUAAAUGUAAAGCUCAUCCAUACAUCUGUGGUGGAAAUCAUUCUUUUAAUGGUUGAAAACUUCUUGGAAUAUGAUUGUUGAAUCUGUCAUGCUGCUUAUGUAUAAUCAUAAUCAAUUUUUCCUCAGUGUUGUGACAGCAGAGAAUUGUGGGAUUUUAAUAUAUUUCUCUUGUAAGAUGUGGCCCAAUGUUUCUAGGAGUGGCACAAAUUCCCUUCACUUUAAUUUAUUGAUCUUAAAUAUGUGUUUCAAAGAUAAUUCCCAGCUAUAUUAUUUCACUCAGUAAAUAAAUAUUUCAUUACAAUGAUAAAAAAAAAAUAUUAAAGUAAAAGAAAUAAUUUGAACAGACGGCAGUUUAAUCCCUCAUAGGUGGACAGUUCCGUGGUUCUGAAUUUACAGUUAAAGGCCAUGCACUUACCAUAAAACUAAAACAAUGUUGUACAAGUUAGUUUCAAAAUAUAGAGCUUCACAGAUUACUUUUAGUAAAAUUUAAAAAAUAUUGUACUUUACUUGCUGUGUAAUACUAUUGUCUCAGAAUGGUAAUGCAUUUAUGACUUUAAAUUUUCUUUGUAAUACUUGCAGAAGAAGAACAUAAACUCUAAGUUGAGACAUGUACUUCAAAGCUUUGCAUUUAGACGAGGAGCAGUCAAGGAUUAGAGCUGUAAAGAUAAACUAAAUGCAUCCACUGUAUGUGGAACACAAAUGUGGAAUAUGAAUUUGGAUCUGUGAAGUUUAACAAAAAAUCUCGCUAUAAGUAGUUUAUGGCUGAAGUAAAUGGAAUUGAGUGACCACAAGCUGAUAAAAGAAGAACAAGUUUGUGGCAUUUUUUUAUCUGUUCAAACUACAUCGUGUUGCUGCUUUGCAUAAUCAUAAUUUGAAGAAUUACAAAUACACAAUACAUAUCAGCAAAUAAUUUCUAAAUUAAUUUGUAUUGCUUUAUGCUUUUGUAUUGCACCAAAAACAAUGUUUACUUUAACACAAUAUUUUUGUAAUAAGCAACUCCAAACAAUCAAGAAAACAAACAAACACAGGGGAAUAAUUGUAAACAGAACAUGUCAAUCAGAUGUUUAAGUUGGCCAGUAAAAAUGUACUUCUAGUUUAACUGCAUUUGUUGGGGUUUUUGAUUUUUUUUUUAUUCAGCAAGGGAACAGAUUACAGAGCUGAAUUGUAGAUAUAUUCUGAGGGUUCAUUUAUGGUAGAAGAGAGAAGAACUGUUUGAGGAGAGCACUUUUUUUUUCUUUUUGAGAAGACGACACGUCUUAGAAAUCUGUUUGUAAUCCCGCUUCACAUUUCAACGAUUCAUGACUAACCAUGGGUUUUUGUUACGUGCAAAUAACUAUAACAUAUGUAGCCUUUAUUUUUGUUUUAUAUGUUUUUAUAUAUUACAUUUUCAGUGGCUUUACUUGGAGCCAUAUGAGCUAUAAUGCAAAUCGCUGUAAACUAAGAGAACGUUUAAGCUAUUAUUUUAUUUAGGGCCAAAUAACACGCUUCAAAAAACGUAAAAAAAUACGUUCAGAUUUUCUAAAGAAAGAUUAAAUAAAGCUUUCACAAAUGAAUAUACUUCUAAAUGAUUCUGCGGUUUAAAUAACGUAUUUUCCUGAAUGCGUAAAAUAUGUACGCCUAUGGCUACGCAUGAGAGUCGCUCUUUUGCGCACAGAGGCGCUGUUCCCUAGAUCUACUCGUGUCAUGACCACCAGGAUUUUUUACGGGUACGAGACGAGGAGGAAGGCAAACGAGCACAAGGAUAAACGGGUUCCGAGUUUUUGUUGUGGGUUCCGCUGAUUGACGCUGUAUUCCGUCAAUUAGGUUAGCCCAACAAUGGGAAAGCUUUUUUGCGCACCCUGGGAAAGGUACGUGUGGAAAUGUCUUUUGUUCGUCGUGGUUUUGAAAUGCACCACGGGUGUAACGCACUACUCGAUUCCCGAGGAAAUGGAAGAAGGAUCCGCCGUCGCAAAUCUCGCCGCGGAUCUGGGUCUGGAUGUGAAGACGUUGGUGGAGCGGAAAAUGCGUUUAGAGCUGAUCGCAAACAGGAAAUAUCUGGACGUGAACAGGGAGACAGGAGAGCUUUAUGUGGUGGAGCGGAUCGACAGAGAGUCUCUUUGUCUGGCAAAGACGUCAUGUUUUCUGAAAAUGGAAGCAAUCAUCGAAAAUCCAAAGCGCAUAUUUUACAUCGAGUUGGAAAUAACUGAUAUAAAUGACAACGCGCCGCAUUUCCGGAGAGACACUGUAGAUUUAGACAUUUCUGAAGCCACGCAGCCUGGUGAGCGCUUUUCUGUGAGCAAUGCGGUUGAUCCAGAUGUUGGCUCGAACUCUGUAAAAACGUAUCAUUUAAGUGAAAGCGAUUUCUUCACAAUAGAGAUUCAAACAGGGAGAGAUGGCUCCAAAUUUGCAGACUUGAUUUUGAAAAAAGGUUUAAACAGGGAGGAGCAAGCUAGUCAUCAUUUAAUCCUGACUGCCGUAGACGGGGGAUUGCCGUCUCGUUCUGGCACAGCCAGCAUUAUUGUUCAUGUUUUGGACACAAAUGACAACGCCCCUGUAUUUGAAAAAGAGAGCUACCAGGUCAGUAUUUUGGAGAAUUCUCCCAUAGGCAGUCUUGUUAUUCACUUAAAUGCAACUGAUUUAGAUGAAGGAUCCAA
Messenger RNA from Oryzias melastigma (Indian medaka), 3823 nucleotides. RefSeq names its product protocadherin gamma-C3. Gene Ontology annotation, molecular function: calcium ion binding. The record is from RefSeq and is a predicted model, not a curated record. Gene Ontology annotation, cellular component: plasma membrane. Gene Ontology annotation, biological process: homophilic cell-cell adhesion. NCBI's taxonomy places the organism in Eukaryota, Metazoa, Chordata, Actinopteri, Beloniformes, Adrianichthyidae.